This is a messenger RNA of Hydra vulgaris (swiftwater hydra), 1238 nucleotides long. RefSeq names its product magnesium transporter NIPA2. Lineage: Eukaryota; Metazoa; Cnidaria; Hydrozoa; Anthoathecata; Hydridae. Gene Ontology annotation, molecular function: magnesium ion transmembrane transporter activity. Gene Ontology annotation, biological process: magnesium ion transport. Gene Ontology annotation, cellular component: membrane. The record is from RefSeq and is a predicted model, not a curated record.
UUAAAAGUAUAUACAAUUCUAGUACAAAGCUUACGAGUUUAGGAAUGUUUUAUACGAAAUAAAUAAACGAUUAACGGAAAUAUUUUGGAGAUGUAGACAUUUCUCAACCAUGACUACAUCCAAUACUUCAUUAUCUACAACAACCAUCAAUAUGGCUACAUCACAAAUUAAUUAUGGAGAUUAUUAUAAAGGGCUUGCAUUAGCACUUAGUUCAUGUGUAUUUAUUGGUACAAGUUUUAUUGUUAAAAAAAAAGGAUUGCUUCGAGUUAGUCGUACAUCUGGUUCAAGGGCAGGGGAAGGUGGAUAUGCAUAUCUAAAAGAAUGGAUGUGGUGGAUUGGUCUUAUUACAAUGGUUGUUGGUGAGGCUGCUAACUUUACUGCUUAUGCAUUUGCUCCUGCCAUACUUGUCACUCCGUUAGGAGCUAUUAGUGUUAUUGUAAGUGCUGUUCUUGCUUCAAUUAUGCUAAAAGAAAGAUUAAAUUUACAUGGUAAAGUUGGCUGUUUUUUGUGUGUGAUUGGUUCAACAGUGUUAGUUAUUCAUGCCCCUCCAGAAGAAAAUGUUAAUGAUAUGGAAGAACUUUCUGCAAAGUUAAGAGAUCCUUUGUUCAUUGGUUAUACACUGCUGGUGUUGCUUAUUUCAAUAUUUCUUAUUAUUUACGUUUCACCAAAAUAUGGAAAAACAAACAUUCUAGUUUAUAUUGCAAUAUGUUCACUUUUUGGUUCAUUAACAGUUUCUGCUUGUAAAGGGUUAGGCAUAGCUAUAAAAGAAACCCUGGCACAUAACAGUCAAGUUUCUAACCCAAUUGCUUGGAUGUUGCUCAUUGGUGGAGCUUUAUGCAUUAUGGUUCAAAUGAAUUUUCUUAAUAAAGCAUUAGAUAUAUUCAACACUUCAAUUGUAUCACCUAUUUAUUAUGUAAUGUUUACAACAUUUGCUAUAAUAGCAUCUGCCAUUCUUUAUAAAGAAUGGGCUAAGUUAAAUGCAAAAGACGCUUUAGGAUCCGUCUGUGGUUUUUUAACUAUAAUAAUUGGUGUUUUCUUAUUGCAUGCUUUUAAAGAUAUAAAAUUUUCUUUUCAAGAUCUGUAUGGAUCUGUUACAAUAUCAAAAAACUUAACAGAUGGUGAAGCUAAUGUACUUAUAACUGAACUUGAAAGUGAUGAAGAAAAUGACUCCAAUAUCUCGAAUAAUUAUUUAACAAGCAAAUUUUAAGUUUUUGUUGAAUCAGUUAGGAAUUAGUCAA